Messenger RNA from Sceloporus undulatus (fence lizard), 2903 nucleotides. It is a transcript of the gene HNRNPM, whose product is annotated as heterogeneous nuclear ribonucleoprotein M. Lineage: Eukaryota; Metazoa; Chordata; Lepidosauria; Squamata; Phrynosomatidae. Gene Ontology annotation, biological process: alternative mRNA splicing, via spliceosome; regulation of mRNA stability involved in response to oxidative stress. Gene Ontology annotation, cellular component: nucleus; cytoplasm; post-mRNA release spliceosomal complex. The coding region runs from base 30 to 2363 and encodes 777 amino acids. Gene Ontology annotation, molecular function: mRNA binding. The transcript has 16 exons. The record is from RefSeq and is a predicted model, not a curated record.
UCCGCGCGAGCGAAAAGGAGCGAGAGAAGAUGGCGGCGGUUGUGGCGUCGGGCGGCUCUGUGUCAGUUUUGGAGAGCGGACCCAAAAUGGCGGAGCACGGCGGCGGAGGAGGGCUGGGGCCGGCGGGAGUGGCGCCGAACGGGGCUGGCAACGGCUUGGGCGACGUCGGGAUGCCCAAGAGUGAAGGGGACCGUUCCAACAUGAACGAGAAGAGGAAAGAGAGAAAUGCCAAGCGGGGAGGAGGGAGUCGCUUUGAGCCCUAUGCCAGCCCUUCCAGAAGGUACCGGGCCUUCAUUACCAACAUCCCCUUCGACGUGAAGUGGCAGUACCUCAAAGACCUGGUCAAAGAGAAAGUUGGUGAGGUAACAUACGUGGAGCUCUUAAUGGACGCUGAAGGAAAGUCAAGGGGAUGCGCUGUUGUUGAGUUCAAGAUGGAAGAGAGCAUGAAAAAGGCUGUGGAGGUCCUCAACAAGCACAGCCUCAGCGGGAGGCCUCUGAAAGUGAAGGAGGAUCCUGAUGGAGAACAUGUCAGGAGAGCUGUCCAGAAAGCCAUGUCUGUAUCCGGCAGUGGGAUGGGGAUUGGGCCUGGCCCCGGGGGCCCUGGGAUGGUCAACAUCCCUCCCAGCAUCCUCAACAACCCCAACAUUCCCAACGAGAUCAUCCAUGCCCUCCAGGCAGGCAGGCUGGGAAGUACUGUCUUUGUGGCCAACCUGGAUUACAAAGUAGGCUGGAAGAAGCUGAAGGAGGUGUUCAGCAUGGCCGGUGUGGUUGUCCGUGCAGACAUCCUUGAAGACAAAGAGGGCAAAAGCAGGGGGAUUGGCACUGUGACCUUUGAACAGGCCAUUGAAGCUGUCCAAGCCAUCUCUAUGUUCAAUGGGCAGCUUCUGUUCGACAGACCAAUGCAUGUCAAGAUGGAUGAGCGAGCCUUGCCAAAAGGGGACUUCUUUCCUCCAGAGAGGCCACAGCAACUUCCUCAUGGACUCGGGGGCAUCGGCAUGGGCUUGGGGCCAGGAGGGAUACCUAUCGACGCGAACCACUUGAACAAAGGGCUGGGGAUGGGCAACCUGGGCCCUGGGGGCAUGGGGAUAGAAGGCUUGGGUUUUGGAAUGAACAAAAUGGGAGGGAUGGAAGGCCCUUUCACUGGCAUGGAGAACUUGGGCCGUUUUCCUUCUGGGAUGAACCUUGGCAGGAUGAAUGAAAUGGACCGUGCAAUUGGGGGUGGCUUUGAGAGAGACUUCCCAAGAAACGAAAUGGGAAUGCCCCGUAGUUUUGGAGAUACUCUGGAAAGGGGAAUAGGUGGGGGUGGUGGAGCAAGCCUCCCUGCCAUUGAUCGGAUGGCUCCCGGCCUUGACCGCAUGGCCACUGGCCUGGAAAGGCUCCCCUCUGGCAUGGGGCAUGGGAUAGAAAGGGUGGGCUCUGAGAUGGACCGGAUGGGGAUGGUGCUGGACCGGAUGGGUUCCGGCGUGGAUAGGAUGGGGUCAGGCCUUGACCGCAUGGCCCCCCUGGGGAUAGACCACCUUGCCUCUGGCAUGGACCGCAUGGGGGCAGCAGGCAUGGAGCGGAUGGGGGCUGCAGGGAUGGAGCGGAUGGGAGCUGCUGGGAUGGGCUUUGGCAUGGACCGUAUGGGCUCAGCCAUCGACCGUGUGGGCACCACAAUGGAUCGGAUGGGGGCUGCUGGUGUAGAGCGGAUGGGGGCUGCUGGCAUGGACCGCAUGGGUCUGGGCAUGGACCGCAUGGUCCCGGCGGGGAUGGGCCCAGUUAUGGAUCGGAUGCCAGCAGGGCUGGAGCGCAUCGGGGCUGCUCCUCUUGAUCGGAUGGGCCUAGACCGCUUGGCAGCCACCAACAUGGACAGGAUGGGGUUGGAGCGCAUGGGAGCAGCCGCUGCAGCUGCCGCCGCAGCUGCCGCCACUGGCAUGGAGAGAAUGGGGCCUGCCAUGGGGCAAGGCCUGGGCGGGGCAGGGCUAGACAGGAUGGGGCUGGCCAUGGGGAGCACCUUUGAGAGGACCAUGGAGAUGGACCGGGGAAACUUUGCCGCCGCCGCUGCCGCUGGGAACUUUGCUGGAGGCCUGGGGUCCGGCGGACCUGUUCCUGCCACUGCUGCCACCGUUGGGGUUGCCAGGAAAGCCUGCCAGAUCUUUGUGAGAAAUCUGCCUUUUGACUUCACAUGGAAGAUGCUAAAGGACAAGUUCAAUGAGUGUGGUCAUGUCCUGUAUGCAGACAUCAAGAUGGAGAACGGGAAGUCCAAAGGGUGCGGUGUGGUCCGCUUUGAGUCCCCGGAAGUCGCAGAGCGAGCCUGCCGCAUGAUGAAUGGCAUCCAGCUCCGUGGCAGGGAGAUCGACGUGAGGAUCGACCGCAACGCUUAAAACUGGAAAUGUUUAAAAAUACGAAGGCGGGGAGGUGGGGAGAGAGGAAAAAGGGUUUGGUUUGUACCUCUUUUCUUGUUGAUACUUUUAAAAAAACAUUUGCCUGGAUGUAAAGGUAGUGAAACUAUACUCAGUUGCUUUCCGGAGUAAUUUUAAUUCCCUUUUUUAAAAUAAAAUUUUACUGUCUUGGGGUUUUUUGUUUUUGCAUUGGAGCUGUAAACAUGCACUAUCCUGGUUCUUUGUAGCUGUCACAUUUGUUCAGUUUGAUGACGUAUUCCAGUAUGAUUUUGAGUAAUGAAAUUUUGCCCGUAAGCCGUAGCUUUUCUAUCUUCCGCUCAUCCCCGGCUGACAGGAGAACCUCUGUGGGUCGAGGGAAUCUUUUCAAGGAAGCAAGUAGUGAAUUGCCCGACUCUGGAAAGUAGUUUGUUGGGAAAUUUCUAUGAAUUUAAGUGUAUUUGGGGGGAAGGGAUUGUAUGGUUAGGACACAAAGUCAGACCAAAACCACAUUUGUAUGUCAAUAAUAAAAGUGUUUUUGUGUGA